UCGACUCAGCUUGUCGAGGCCACUCUAUCAAGGUAUUAUUAUUAUAGGUGUAUAUUUGCAUAUGUAUGUACAUAUAUUGAUCAAGGAGAUUGAUGCAGAUCGACGCGAGUUUUCAUGUGUGUUGACGUGCGUGUUGAAAGAAUUGAGUCAAUUCACGACGCCAAACUACGUCGACGCGACGCCCGACGGUCGAGUGUCGAGCCGUGAGGUAUUUUUCCUCUCACGGUUCGCUCGGUCGUAUUCUCACCUGAGCAUCUUUAUCUGUAAAUAUGCAUAAAAUGGGCAAGCUAAACUCAUCGAUCGAUAUUAUUCCGUUGCAAGGAUCGAGUGGAGAUUACAGAUCGAGACAUGUGGACAAUAAGCAAAGGAUGGAUCAAAGACUGUUCCGGGAUCAAUUGUUGAUCGGUCGCGUGCAAAUGUACAUGCACGAUAAUGAAAAUAAAGUAUAUAUCGAUGUAAAUGAUAUGGCAGAUGCAUUGCAAAAGCGAUACAGAGAUUAUCGUGGUAAGAAACGCGGUCCGUUUCGUAGUAUGGUACGUCAGGCUUAUGACGAGCUUACCAAAAUUUUUUCAAACAAGUCUUCGACGCGUGAAUGCUCGGUGUAUGACGAUGACGAUUUUGAGGAUGUCGAUGUCGAGUCAGAUUCACAGCGUGCUUCGAUAAGUGAUAUGUUAUUACACAUGUAUAAGAAACCACAUAGACAGAAUGGAAAUUCGAGUGAUAAAGAAUUGAUAGACAUUAGUAGCGAUGAUGAUGCAUCUAAAGUCGACUCCAAGACUGAAAAAGAUCUAAAAACUCCUGAACCUGGGUGUACGACAACUGAAGAAUCUUCGGGUAUGGUAGUUGUAGCAAACUCAGAAACUACAAGACUGGAAACUGCUGAAUCAGAAACGCUAUCUACCCUAAAGCAAGAAACAGCAAAGCCAGAAAAGUCUAUUACAAAGCCGGAAAUAUCUGUGAAAUCAAACAUACUUGUGAACCAAGUCGUAAAACAAUCAUUGGAAUCUACAAGAAAACGACAAAGAGAAAAGGAAAGUGGCAAUGGAAAAUUUUCAGUCAAAAAAGCGAGAAUUGUACCUAUUACGGAAUCAAAAAUUACAUUUGCUGAUGUAGGAGGCAAUGACAAAGUUUUGAAAACUGUCUGUAAAUUACUGGCUCAUAUGAAACAUCCUGAAAUCUUCAAACAGCUUGGUAUAUCUCCACCAAGAGGAUUUUUGCUUCAUGGACCACCUGGAUGUGGAAAAACAUUAUUAGCACAUGCAGUUGCAGGAGAAUUAAAUAUACCUCUAAUAAAAGUAGCAGGGCCUGAACUUGUGACUGGAGUAUCUGGUGAGAGCGAAGCUCGUAUCAGGGAAUUGUUUGAACAAGCUUUAAUUCUUGCACCAUGUAUCAUUUUUUUGGAUGAGAUAGAUGCUGUCACUCCACAUAGAGCUACAGCUCAAAGAGAAAUGGAAAGAAGAAUCGUUGCACAAUUAUUGUCAAGUUUAGAUGAAUUGAAUCUUAACGAAAAUGGAGACAGAGUACUGAUAAUUGGUGCAACAAAUCGACCCGAUUCGUUAGAUCCUGCUUUAAGAAGAGCGGGACGUUUUGAUCGUGAAGUGUGCCUUGGAAUACCAGAUAGAGAAGCACGGGCUAAAAUCUUAGCAGUGCACACUGAAAAAGUUGUAUUAGCUCCUAAUGUUAGUUUAUCAACAAUAGCUUCCCUUACUCCAGGUUUUGUAGGUGCAGAUUUAGUUGCUUUAAUUAGGGAAGCUGCCAUGGUUGCUGUAGAUAGAAUAUUUGAGAAUUUAAAUAGAUCAAAACAGGAGGAAAGAUUACCUGAAGUAACUGAAGCCGAGAAACAACCGCAUAAAGAAGUUGAAAUUUCCGAAAAUCUAAUUGAUACUAGUGUUCCAGCAAGAUCUCCUACUAUUACAAUUUCUACUACAAUUGAGAACAAUCUUACAUUUCCACAAAAGCUACCCAAAAGUUCAAUUCCAGAAAUUGCUGAAAUGGAUGUAAUUCAGGAACAUUCAGCAGACUUGUCAACUUUAUUGACCUGGUUACGUUCUGAACCUCCACUUUCCCAAGAAUGCUUAUCAACCUUGUGCAUUGAGCAUAGUGAUUUUGAGACAGCUCUACGCAUUGUUCAACCAUCAGCGAAAAGAGAAGGAUUUGCGACGGUUCCCGAUGUAACGUGGGAUGAUGUCGGCUCAUUGCGAAACAUACGACAAGAAUUGCAAAUGGCUAUUCUCGCUCCUGUUAAACACUCUGAACACUUUAAUACAUUAGGUUUAACAGCUGCAAGUGGAAUAUUAUUAUGUGGUCCACCAGGAUGUGGAAAAACAUUACUAGCCAAAGCUGUCGCCAACGAAGCUGGAAUUAACUUUAUUUCUGUUAAAGGACCAGAACUUUUAAAUAUGUAUGUUGGUGAAAGUGAAAAAGCAGUUCGUCAAUGUUUCUUGAGAGCAAGAAAUUCAAUGCCAUGCGUCAUAUUUUUCGACGAGAUAGAUGCGUUGUGUCCUAAAAGAACAGAAGGCGAUAAUUCCGCAACAGCACGUGUUGUUAAUCAAAUGCUUACGGAAAUGGAUGGUGUGGAGGGUCGGCAAGGGGUAUUUCUUAUGGCAGCUAGUAAUCGACCCGAUAUUAUAGAUACAGCUGUUUUGAGGCCAGGAAGACUGGAUAAAAUUUUAUACGUUGGUCUUCCGAAUGCUUCAGAUAGAGUGGAUAUUUUACGUGCAGUAACAAAGAAUGCAACGAGACCAAAACUUGCUUCAGAUGUUAAUUUAAAUCAAGUGGCAUAUGAUAAUAGGUGUGAUGGUUACACUGGUGCAGAUUUAGCAGCUUUGAUAAGAGAAGCUGGUAUGGAAGCAUUGAAAGAAAUAAUAGCUGGUUAUGGACAACCAGAAAUUUCGAUGCGACAUAUUUUUCAAGCAUUUGAUAAAAUGCAGCCAUCCGUUCGUGAGAAGGAUAUUAAGCAUUAUGAAAAGUUAAGCAAAUUAUAUUCGAUAAGGAAAAACCCUGAAGUUACACCCAUGGAUACGCCAGUAGAAGUUACACCAAUGGAUGCACCAAUUGUUGAUGUGGUUAUGGAGCCAAUGGAAACUUAAAAGUACAAUUAUUAAA
This is a messenger RNA of Atta colombica, 3105 nucleotides long. It is a transcript of the gene smid, whose product is annotated as nuclear valosin-containing protein-like. Gene Ontology annotation, molecular function: ATP binding; RNA binding; preribosome binding. Lineage: Eukaryota; Metazoa; Arthropoda; Insecta; Hymenoptera; Formicidae. Bases 270 to 3089 code for a protein of 939 amino acids. Gene Ontology annotation, biological process: ribosome biogenesis. The record is from RefSeq and is a predicted model, not a curated record. The transcript is spliced from 11 exons. Gene Ontology annotation, cellular component: nucleus.